ACCUGCCUCCCUCCCAGGCUGGGUGUGGCUCCCCUCUCCCCUCCUGAGGCAGUCAGCGGAGCUCUACACAAAGCUCAGCCCUGGACAGUCUGAGGAGAGGAGAGUCUUCAGCUCACAGACACGAUCAGUUCCUCCUGGAACGAUGCGGAGGCUAACGGAGCUGGCCGCUGCUUUGGGCACCCUCUUGGGCCUGCUGGCAGUGGCAGCAACGGCAGACUUUAACCUUCCCCAGCUAGACACCCCCGGCAAGCUGCCUGCCCACCGGCGCCAGAAGAGAGCCUGGAUUUGGAAUCAAAUGCAUAUAGAUGAAGAGAAAAACAGCUCACUGCCCCACUAUGUGGGAAAGAUCAAGUCCAGCGUGAACCGUAACAAUGCCAAGUAUGUGCUCCGAGGAGAGUCCGCUGGCACAAUCUUCCGGGUCAGAGCUGACUCAGGAGAUGUGUAUGCCUUUGAGAGAUUAGACCGGGAAAAGAAAACUGAGUACUUCCUUACUGCCCUCAUUGUGGACAAGGAGACCAACGUAGACCUGGAACAGCCUUCCAACUUCACCAUCAAGGUUCAUGAUGUAAAUGACAACUGGCCUGUGUUUACACGCCAGGUGUUCAACGCAUCUGUGCCAGAGAUGUCAGCGAUGGGGACAUCUAUCAUCCGUGUGACGGCAGUGGAUGCAGAUGACCCCACUGUGGCUGGCCACGCCACUGUCAUGUACCAAAUCCUAAAAGGAAGCGAGCACUUCACCAUUGAUAAUUCUGGACUCAUUUUGACAAAGGACAAAAACUUGGACAGAGAGACAAAGGCUGAGUAUAAGAUUGUGGUGGAAGCGCGAGAUGCCCAGGGUCUUCGGGGAGAGUCGGGCACAGCCACUGUUCUGAUCACGCUGGAAGACAUCAAUGACAACUUCCCCAUCUUUACUCAGUCCACAUACACAUUUACGGUGCCUGAAGACAUCCGUGUGGGCAACCCCUUGGGCUUUCUGUCUGUCAUGGACCCAGAUGAGCCUCAGAACCGGAUGACCAAGUACAGCAUCAUGCAGGGCGAGUACAGGGACACCUUCACCAUUGAGACAGACCCCAACCGUAAUGAGGGUAUCAUCAAGCCUACAAAGCCCCUGGACUACGAGCUCAUCCAGCAGUACACAUUCUACAUCGAGGCCACGGACCCCACUGUCAGACUAGGAUACCUGAGCAGCCCUGCUGGCAAAAACAAAGCCAAGAUCACCAUCAAUGUCAUGGACGUGGACGAGCCCCCUGUCUUCCAGCGACGCUUCUAUCACUUCCAGCUGCCGGAAAACCAGAAGAAACCCCGGAUAGGCACUGUGGUGGCCAAAGACCCUGACAAGGCUCAGCGCAACAUUGGAUACUCCAUCCGCAAGACCAGUGACAGAGGGCAGUUCUUCCGAAUAACCAAACAUGGGGACAUCUACAAUGAGAAAGAACUGGACAGAGAAACCCACCCCUGGUACAACCUGACUGUGGAGGCCAAUGAACUGGAUUCUAGAGGUAACCCCGUAGGUAAAGAAUCCAUUGUGCAGGUUCACAUUGAAGUCUUGGAUGAGAACGACAACCCCCCGGAAUUUGCCCAGCCCUAUGAACCUAAAGUGUGUGAGAAUGCAGCCCAGGGCCAGCUGGUAAUACAGAUCUCCGCAACAGACAAGGAUGUAACGCCACCAAACACAAAGUUUAAGUUUGCCCUGAAGACCGAGGACAGCAACUUCACCCUCAUCAACAACCACGACAAUACCGCCAACAUCACAGUCAAGUAUGGGCAGUUUGAUCGGGAGCAUGCCAAGUUCCACUACCUACCGGUGCUCAUCUCUGACAAUGGGGUGCCCAGCCUGACUGGAACCAGCACGCUAACAGUGGCUGUGUGCAAAUGCAAUGAACAAGGCGAGUUCACCUUCUGUGAGGAGAUGGCCGCCCAGGCAGGCGUCAGCAUCCAAGCGCUGGUAGCCAUCUUUCUCUGCAUCCUCACCAUCACAGUGAUCACCCUGCUCAUCAUCCUGAGGCGGCGGCUCCGGAAGCAGGCUCACGCACAUAGCAAGAGCGCACUUGAGAUUCACGAGCAAUUGGUCACCUACGACGAGGAGGGAGGCGGCGAGAUGGACACCACCAGUUACGACGUGUCGGUGCUCAACUCUGUACGCGGCGGCGGCACCACCAAGCCCCUGCGGUCCACCAUGGACGCCCACCCGGCCGUGUAUUCCGCAGUGCAGAAGCCGCCGCGGCUGGGGCCCGGGUCGCUUGGCGGGCCCAGGGAGAUGGCCACCAUGAUCGAGGUGAAGAAAGACGAGGCAGACAAUGACGGCGGUGGCCCCCCCUACGACACGCUGCACAUCUACGGCUACGAGGGCUCAGAGUCCAUCGCAGAGUCGCUCAGCUCCUUGACCACCAAUUCCUCCGACUCUGACGUCGACUAUGACUUCCUCAAUGACUGGGGACCCAGGUUCAAGAUGCUGGCGGAGCUGUACGGCUCAGAUCCCCGGGAUGAACUGAUGAUCAUCUAAGGUGGCCAAGCUCUGGGCCAGGAGACCCAAAUUCAUUGCAGCCUCAAUGAGACACAUCUGAAACCACCUUCCCUGAUUUCCAAGGAGUGGCACAAACUUUCUAGCCCAGCACCCCUUGCCUCUGGGUACCCAAGACCUUUCCAUCGCCAAGGUAGCAAAUUCCAGGUCCUUUUAAUAUCCAGGGACAGAGACAUAGUUUGUUGAUGGCCACUCCAAAUGAGGCUAGUGUUUUGUCUGGGCUCCCACACUGUCCGGUCCUCCCGUACACCCCACCAUACACGCUCUCAAUCUGUUCUAGACUUCUGUCCCUUCAAAACUGCCAAGCAAAGCUACCUAUGCUGAACUUUGAGGAGUCUUCCCCAAGGGUCCCUGAGCCCCUGGUAGGGCUGUCUGUCUGAAGGCAGAAGACUGGAUGGCAUGAGCUAUGGGAUAGGACUCUGAAGCCCAGUCCCAAGGGAGGCCGUAACUGAUCCAUUAUGCCUGCUGUCUCAGGAGUCCCAGCACUGUUGUGCCUCCCUCUCAUCUACCCAGUGCCCAACUGCCCCCCCCCGCCCCUCCCCAGGCCUGUCCAGGGAGGAAGGAGACUGUCGGCAGCUCCUGACCUUAGGUCCUAAGGUGAUCUGGCAGGCCUGCAACUCCAUUAACUGCUUUACUGAGCAAUGAUCCGUUCUGUCGACUUCAGGGAAACGGCUUGUUUAAUUUGAAGCAACUGUGAAUUCACCCAGGAAGGACCAUGGAGACCAAGGGUGACAGGUCAUAGAGCAAGGAUAGCCUCCAACCCACUCACCAGGAAGAUCCUGGGAAAGCUAAGAAGCCCACCUGACACUCAACCCUGCCCUGGUUGCCUGUGGGAGGCACCCGCUUGCCCGGUCACUCACACCCCCUUUUCUCUUACUAUCUGCUUAUAUCUAGGAGCAUCCAAGAUGCAGCCUCAGCAAGCCUGGCUGAUGUCCCAAAUCAAACCUAACUGCAUCACAGAGCCACCAUGCCAUUUGUCUUUUCCUCUAGUCGCCACAUCUCAGGGAAUGACCCCCGGGCACACCCUGCAGAAUGUAAGCCCCCCACCCCCACCCUUCCCAGGAGCAGUGGCAUCUCUGCAUCUCUCCCUUGGAGGGAUCUGAGUAGCUUUCCACUGAAGUCACAGCUGGAGGUCCAGGCAAGGCAGAACUGCACCUUCAGCUCACCCUCCAUUGUGGACCCCUCCCCCAACAAGGCCUCUCUGCAGGGGAUUGUAGAUAGCACUGGAGUUUGUUUAACCAAUAAUUAGGUUUUCUUAUUUUUUUUUUUACUAAUAAUACUUACAACUUUCUAGUUCUCACAAACGUAGAAUAAGGGUUGUUUUUUUUUUUUCUUCAUAAUAAGCAGGUUGCUAUUUAGGUUAGCAAUUUUAAUUCAUGUUUUUUUAGUUGAAUAAACAAUUCCUGUAAGUUUUUAUCUCCUGUUGUAGCGAUUGCUGUAAGGAUAAUGACUAUAUAUUAGUCACCCUGGUGCAUGAGAUGUACUGUACCUUUUUAUAUCUAAAUAAAGACAUCUUGAAAUUCU
Molecule: messenger RNA, 4045 nt
Organism: Peromyscus maniculatus bairdii (prairie deer mouse)
Lineage: Eukaryota; Metazoa; Chordata; Mammalia; Rodentia; Cricetidae
Gene: Cdh5
Product: cadherin 5
Biological process (GO): adherens junction organization; cell morphogenesis; calcium-dependent cell-cell adhesion
Cellular component (GO): adherens junction; plasma membrane; catenin complex
Molecular function (GO): cadherin binding; beta-catenin binding; protein phosphatase binding
Source: RefSeq, a predicted model, not a curated record